AUGUUCGGUAGCCACAGAGACUGGCGAGCAGCCAAAAGCACGAAAGGGCAAUUGGACCCCAGGGGCGGAGCGCUGCGCAUGGGGCCCAACCGCCUGACCAUCGCAGCCUAUCGCGCCCUGCUGCGCCAAGCCGGCACCGCCAAGCGCGACAGGAUCCGCACGACGGUCCUGGAGCCCGUGGAGAAGGGGCGGCAUGCCUGGGGCAGACAUCGGUGGACGCACGUGGGCAAAGAGCACCGCAGAUCAUUGCUGGAGGCCUUGCUGCCUGGCCUCAAUGGGGUCCCUGAAGCGGCAACCUUUUCAUCUGAAGAGCUGAAGCAGUGCAUCAGGUUGAACUUCAGGCGGGAUCUGGACGCUGAGCGCUCCCCUGAGGCCAUGACAAAACAGGCGAUGGCGUCCAUGCGCAUCCUUGGGGAGCAGUUGCAUCUGAACAAGUGUUCCAGCUCGGCGAACACCAGAGGCGUGCAGGUGGAUGUCACCUCAGCCUCCAGUGGUUCGAAAGUUAGUCCGUGGAAUCCUGGCGAACGUGUGUAUGACUUCUCUUACAGAAUUCGCCUUGCCAACCGUGGCACUGAGAAAGUGCAGCUCAUCGGAAGGCACUGGAUCAUGCAGGAGGCUGGACAUGCUCCAGUGGUGCUGGUUCCAAAGAAGUCGCCAGGGGUGGUUGGUCAGCUGCCUGUCCUGCUGCCAGGGGCGGACAAGUGCUUCGAGUAUGUGAGCGGAGUUCAGUCAUCCUCCCCCAGGGCGCAGAUGUGGGGCAGCUUUCAGGUGCGGCAUUCCGCCCACAAAGAGGCUCCCAAACAGCACAUAGCUUCUUUUGGGCAAAAGGAACAGGCAAACCACUGCACUCAAACCUUAGGGCGGCGACGUGCACCACUCCAUGUGCUUUGUGUGUUGAGUACUGUUUUCUUAAUUGUUUUUCAUUUUUUUGUCUCUAUGGCUUAA
Messenger RNA from Ostreobium quekettii, 945 nucleotides. The record is from the annotation of a GenBank genome assembly. NCBI's taxonomy places the organism in Eukaryota, Viridiplantae, Chlorophyta, Ulvophyceae, Bryopsidales, Ostreobiaceae.